AUGAAUAAUUUAGUUGGAGGCAGUCAGAAGUAUAAAGGUUCAUAAAUGAAUUCAGAUCUUCCAAUCAUAUAAAAUAGAAAAUAAAUUAGAGCUGUUUCUCUACAAUAAAUCUUUUUUAAAGCUAAAUCAAAUAGUCAAUAAGUUGAGAUUAAUAAUAAUAAUAAUAAAUAUCUUCAUACAAUUUCAUCAAAGAAGUAUUCAUUCAAUUUUAUUAGUUUGAACUAUGAUAAUCAUCCAUAAACUGAAAGAUAGGAUACUAAAUUAAGAUCUUAAUCAAUGAUAAAUCGAUUAUAAAGAUAAAAAGAGAGUGAAACAAUGCUUACUUAAAUAGAUUCAAAUAAAAAAGGAAUUAAAAAAUAAAUCACUCAUGUUAUCAAUAACUCAGAUAUUAAAAUUCCAUUAUAAAGAGUGAAUCUAAAAAAAAUAGAAUAUAAUUAAUAGUUCAAUAAUGAAGUGAUCAAUUCUAUAUUGCAGAUGAAACUAAAUAAGCAAUCUGAAAGUGAUUAAUAAAAUAAUAAUUUAAUACAUUCAACAAAUAAUUUAUUAAAUCAAAUAAAUGAAAGACCCAAUAUGAAUAAAAUACGCUAAGUUAAAUAAAAUGAUAACGUCAAAUCUGAUGGUCAAUUGCUAAGCUUUAGAUAAUUUGCCAAAUUGCAAGGAUUUAAUUUACCUUCUUUUUUGAAAAUGUGA
Messenger RNA from Paramecium pentaurelia, 690 nucleotides. Lineage: Eukaryota; Ciliophora; Oligohymenophorea; Peniculida; Parameciidae. The record is from the annotation of a GenBank genome assembly.